Molecule: messenger RNA, 1776 nt
Organism: Phlebotomus argentipes
Lineage: Eukaryota; Metazoa; Arthropoda; Insecta; Diptera; Psychodidae
Exons: 6
Coding region: 1-1776 (591 amino acids)
Biological process (GO): very long-chain fatty acid biosynthetic process; fatty acid elongation, saturated fatty acid; fatty acid elongation, monounsaturated fatty acid
Cellular component (GO): endoplasmic reticulum membrane
Molecular function (GO): fatty acid elongase activity
Source: RefSeq, a predicted model, not a curated record
AUGGCGUAUGUGUUGAGAAAAAUCUUCGAACUCUACAUCUACUUCAAUGAAGAAGUCAGCGGUGAGUGCUCGGGUGAUCUUGUGGUGAUAUACCCCAGAGUGUAUCCAUGGCCCAUGAUGAAGAAUCCCUUUUACACGAUCGCCGUGCUCCUGUUGUAUCUGCAGUUCGUCCUGAGAUGGGGACCACGUUUCAUGGAAAAGCGACAGCCAUUCAAUCUCAGAUACAUCAUGAUAGCAUUUAAUGCAGCGCAGAUAGUGCUAUGUUUUAACCUACUGCUCGACAGUCUCCGGCUCUGCUACUUCCAGGGCUACAGUUUGCUGUGUGAGCCCGUGGACUACGCCACCUCCGAGAGGGCAGUAGCCAUCGCCAGGGGAUUCUACACAUAUUACCUCCUGAAGAAUCUUGACCUGCUCGACACGGUAUUCUUCGUUCUGCGAAAGAAGCAAAACCAAGUAACCUUCCUGCAUGUAUAUCACCACACAGGCAUGCAAUUGUUAGCCUGGCACUCAGUCAAAUACCUUCCGGGUGGACACGGCGCGUUCAUGGGCACUCUCAAUUGCCUCGUUCACGUCAUUAUGUAUUUCUACUACCUCCUCAUGGCAAUCAGUCCCCGCUACAAGGGCAGCCUGUGGUGGAAGAAGUAUUUGACCCAGCUCCAAAUCUUCCAAUUCUUCGCCAUCCUCAUGCAUUGGCUCGUGCUUAUUCCCAGCGACUGCGGCUAUCCACGCUUCCCGGUCAUCAUCAUGGUACCGCAGAAUCUCUUCAUGUUCUUCCUAUUUGCCGACUUCUACUACCGCGAGUACAUACGUAAGAAGCCAUCGGGUGUGGUCGUGGCGAAGAGAGAAAUAUUCAUGGCGACAAUUAUCGGAGACAUCAAAUCCAAGUAUGAAGAGAUGAUGGUCGGAAUAGAUCCUGAAAUCGACAAUUGGCUCUUUAUGCGAUCACCACUACCCGUCUUGGGCAUUAUUAUGAUUUACCUGUACUUUGUCCUCAAGUUGGGACCGCAGCUCAUGGCAUCGCGGAAGCCUUUCCACAUGAAGAGACUCCUAGUCUUUUACAACUUCUACCAAGUGAUCUUCUCAACGUGGCUCUGUUUCCAGGUUCCGGCACCGUCCAAAGACAAAACUCUGCUCAUUUCACUAAUGAUCUCCACAUUUUACAGGCAGUUCAGGUGGACAAUAGCAUGGCGUGCAUCUUGGUGGUACUUCUUUUCGAAGCUCGUUGAACUCUUGGACACGGUAUUUUUUGUGUUGCGCAAGAAGCAGAAUCAAAUCUCCUUUCUUCACGUCUACCAUCACUCAUUGACGGCCAUUGGGUCUUGGUGGCACCUGAAAUAUCUGCCAGGGCCGCAAUUUCUCGUCAUUGGUUUCCUGAACUCAUUUGUUCACAUCGUCAUGUACUUCUACUAUAUGAUCGCGGCCAUGGGGCCCAAAUAUCAGAAAUUCCUGUGGUGGAAGAAAUACCUCACCACUCUCCAGUUGGCGCAGUUCUGCGUGAUGCUCUUCUAUCUCACCAUGAUCGCGAUAAUGGACAGCAAAUUGCCACGUUCUCACACCUUCUUCUUCAUCACCAACGUUAUUAUCUUCCUGUAUCUCUUUGGAGAUUUCUACAAGAAGGAGUACAACAAGAAGCACCAGAAGAAGCUCGCGAACAAAGAUAAGAAUUCAAACUCAAUAGCACAACUUACUCAACUUAAAGACAUGAUCGAUCAGAAUGAGCAGAAGGUUUAUUUACAAAACAAGACAAUUAAGAAUGGUGACCAAAAAUUGCUUUAA